Trypanosoma grayi is the source of this 1899-nucleotide messenger RNA. Its product is annotated as putative choline ethanolamine kinase. Lineage: Eukaryota; Euglenozoa; Kinetoplastea; Trypanosomatida; Trypanosomatidae. The record is from RefSeq and is a predicted model, not a curated record. The transcript has a single exon. Gene Ontology annotation, cellular component: cytoplasm. The coding region runs from base 1 to 1899 and encodes 632 amino acids. Gene Ontology annotation, biological process: phosphatidylcholine biosynthetic process; phosphatidylethanolamine biosynthetic process. Gene Ontology annotation, molecular function: ethanolamine kinase activity; choline kinase activity.
AUGACACUGGCUGCUGGCGAGGUGUACCCGCUGGGGAAUGUGCCGCUUCACGCCGUCAUCCGCCGUUCGUCAGAGGCCCCACCGCAGCCGCCGCUGGUGCAGUGCGAGUUUGGCGUUGUCGUCUCGCCUGUGCAAACGUCGCCGGCUCUGUCGUGGGUGUCGGCUGAGUCGCUCGACAGCAUCAUCACGUUGAGUGACCGGACAGAGGAGCAGAUGGCGUUGGACCAGCUGAUCUACCGCCUCUGCCGCUCACUGUACCACGUCGCGAUGGGGAAGUCGACGCAGAUGCACCAAGCCUCCGGCGACGAGCCCUGCGUGCACCCCGAUAACAGCGAGGAGAGAUUCCGCAAUAUGCGUGGGCACGAGGACUGGUGCCCGCUGCUCCAUCUCUUCGACCCUUCGAGCUACUACAAGGCGAUGGGGAGGUCGAACCCGCAUGUGGGGUGUACGUGCCCCGGGGAGUCGCGUGGCCUGCUGAACGGCCCGGCGGAUGUGUCGCAGUGGCUGGCGGAUGAGCUGAGCGUGACGCGGCUCUCCGGCGGCAACAGCAACCACGUGUACCGCCUUGGCCACGCAUCGUUCCCGGGGAAGGCUGUCCUGCUGCGCGUGUACGGCGACGGAGGCGGCGGGGCGAUUGACCGCGCACGGGACACACGUGCGAUGCGGCAGAUGAGCAAGACUCAGAUGAGCCCCGCGUUGCUGCAUAGCUUCCAGUGGGGCCGGGUCGAGGAGUUCAUGGACGGUGUGUACACAUGCACGACGGAGAUGCUGCUGUCGUCGCCGCCUCUGCUGGCGGACGUGUACGAGGGGCUCUGCCAGAUGCACCGUCUGCCCGCUGCGCCGUUCCUGCCGGAGAACCUUGACCAUGACGGGUCUUGUAACGGGAGCGCUGUUCAGUUUCCGAGGCUUGAUGAGGUGGCCGCCAUGCUGAAGGGAGGGCAUGAGUACUACAACACUCUAACGCGCGAGAAGGCGCUGGAGAGCGUGUGCCCGACGUCGUUUGAGCGGGCGAGCUUCCGCCUGCUGCGUCUGAUGUCCCCGCACGUUGUGGAGCCGCAGCGGCGGGUGCUGGUGGACUGGCUGGCGGGGGAGAUCAUGUCUGUGCGCCGUGAGCUGCAGAAGCGCGAUACACCUGUGGUGUUCUCGCACAAUGACCUGAACCCCGGCAAUGUUCUGGUGUCGCGGCGGAAGGUGCCGGCGGGGCUGCGCGAUAACGAUGACUCGCUGAGCAGCGACGACGAGGUGACGUCGCAGGUGUCGGUGGAGAGCUCGAUGCUGUCGACGCGCUACGUGACGCGGAAGGGCAAGAGCAAGAAUCUUGUGGAGCGGCGCGGGUACCUGUUCAUCGACUUUGAGUACACGGAUGCGAACUACCGCUGCUUCGACCUGGGCAACACGCUGUGCGAGUUGGACUACGACUACACGCGCGGCACGGAGGCUGGCGGCCGCGGCUUCAUCAAAUUUCUGCACAUGUUCCCGCCCGCCGCGAAGGCGGAGGCGUGGCGCGGUCUCGGUGAGGAGUACCCGCGGAUGCCGGAGCUCAUCGUAGACGCGUGGCGGUGCGGUGCUGCCUGGAGUGGCCCUGCUGACAUCGGCUCCGCUGCGCUGCUGGCGGUGCGGCGGUACUUUGCGACGCGUGACGGCGUGCCGCUCGACACAGUGUCGCUGAGCGAGGCGCAGCUGGGUGAGCUGCUGCUCGGCAUGCUGGCUUCCCACCUCCACUGGACGCUGUGGGCGAUUGUGAUGGGCUGCGUGCCCAACGAGUGCGCUGACUGCGCGGUCGAUGCCGAGGCGUUCGCUGUUGGCGGCAGUGGUCUCGACUACAUGCGCUACGGUGAGUGCCGGCUGCGGGAGUACAUUGCGCUGCGCCAGUGGCUCGCCGCCAACGCAUUCAUCUGA